This is a messenger RNA of Myotis lucifugus (little brown bat), 2459 nucleotides long. It is a transcript of the gene PCNP, whose product is annotated as PEST proteolytic signal containing nuclear protein. Bases 303 to 779 code for a protein of 158 amino acids. The record is from RefSeq and is a predicted model, not a curated record. The transcript has 6 exons. Gene Ontology annotation, biological process: protein ubiquitination; proteasome-mediated ubiquitin-dependent protein catabolic process. Gene Ontology annotation, cellular component: nucleus. NCBI's taxonomy places the organism in Eukaryota, Metazoa, Chordata, Mammalia, Chiroptera, Vespertilionidae.
UUUUCGCUCUCCGGGGCCGCUCUAGGCUGCCGCCCCGCCCGCGGCGCCGCGUCUCCAUGGUUACUGGGCGGGGCCGUGACGUCCUUGGCGUGGCUGCAGGGAGGCCGCGGCGGGGAAGAUGGCGGACGGGAAGGCGGGAGAGGAGAAGCCGGAGAAGCCGCAGCGAGCUGGAGCCGCCGGAGUUAAUUCAUGGGAGCCUCUUCUACUGCCACAAUCUCAGUUCCUGUUGUAUACUCUAACAAACAGUGGAUGAGACUGUUGGGUCAGUAGGUGACAACUGCAGAGGUAUCUUCCUUAUAACGAUGCUUUUUGAGGUUGCUGCUCCCGUCAGUCUGCUCAGUAAAAAUAGCUCAUCUUGUAAUGGAGGGGAAAGUUCCAGUCGCAGCGCUGAGAAGCGAUCAGCUGAAGAAGAAGCUGCAGACCUCCCAACAAAGCCUACAAAGAUCUCCAAGUUUGGAUUUGCCAUAGGUAGUCAGACGACAAAGAAAGCCUCCGCCAUAUCCAUCAAACUUGGAUCAAGUAAACCUAAAGAAACUGUUCCAACUCUUGCUCCAAAAACCCUUUCAGUAGCAGCAGCUUUUAAUGAAGAUGAAGAUAGCGAACCAGAGGAAAUGCCUCCAGAAGCAAAGAUGAGGAUGAAGAAUAUUGGAAGGGAUACACCAACAUCAGCAGGACCAAACUCCUUUAAUAAAGGAAAGCAUGGGUUUUCUGAUAACCAGAAGCUAUGGGAGCGAAAUAUAAAAUCUCAUCUUGGAAAUGUCCAUGACCAAGACAAUUAAAUGAUAUGUUUUGAAAUUGGGGUAUGGGGUGGGUGUAAAGUUAAAAGGAACAGUUUCCUUUUUAAAGAAUGAUAUAAGACUAUCUUUGGAGCCGCCUUUUUUUUUUUAAGAUUGAGUGGUACACUAAUAAAUGAGAGUUUGAAAUUAGACGUAAUUUAUGUUUUAUAUACAGAUUUCAAGACAUUUGCUAAUUUUGUAGUUUCAUGUAAUUAGUUUCCAAAGGUUACAGAUAAUUUAAAAAAAAUCAGAAAUGGUACCUUUCUAAGAAUUGCAUAUUUUUUUAGACACAACCUAUUAGCACAUUAAGAGGGAAGCAAAAAGUUAUUGUCUGUUUAAACUGCAAGCAAUUACUCUAACUUAACUCCCUUAUUAACCUAAACUUUCUGGCUCCCAGGAACAGCCUUAUAAAGAGAGGGAGUAUUGUAUUGGGAGGAAAAUGUUACUGGAGUAUUGACUAAAAGUGAAUUGGAUAAAAUUAAAGUAUUGCUUUUUUUCCUAAUGGGCAUUUGUUUUGUUUCAAGUCAAACUAGAUAUUGCAUUGCUAUCAGUGGAUACAGAGGCUUAGCUCUUUAAAAGAAAAUUUUUUUAAUUUUAUGUAAACAGUUGAGUAUUUGAUAUAGCCCACUUCACCUUAAUGGGUCUUGUCUGCCUUCAUUAGUCUACAAAGAACAACCGUUUGCUACCAAAGUAAAUCAGUAUUUUGAAUGUGCUUCUCUUGGUUUUUGUUAUUAGCUUAGUUCCUCUGCGCAUUUCCACCAGACUUGAGGCAAGUCAUAGGAAGCUGUUUCUUUUAAAAUACAAACCAUCACCAAAAAUUUUAAAUGUACAUAAUACUUAAAUAUUUGGCUGUUUUUAUUUUUUUAAAUGUAACAGACAGCAAAAAAGCAACAUAGUGUCAAGAUGGAAAAUGAGAAAGAUGCACUUUCUGUAAUUGUCAUACCAUUUAAGUUACUAAUUUGUGAAUUCCAUUUUGAUUUGUACUUAACUACAGGAAUCCUUAUUUAAUACAAUAAAAUGGUUUAUUUUAAGUGUAUGCAUAUUAACCAAUGGCCUCUCAAAAGCACAUUUUCGAUAUUGAAAAUAGAAGAAAAGAAAAUGCAUCUUUAAACAUUUUAUGGAAUCUUUGACCACAUAUACUUUGUUAGAGCUAUGUGUUGUAGGGUUUUGUUUUGUUUUUGUAUUUUUGUAUAUGAAUUCUUUUUUAAUGUGACAAUUAAACACAUCUUUAAAGGUAUAGUCAUAGAUAAGAGAAAAAUGCAGUAUAAUGAUUUCCUUGAAAACUUCUACAAUGUUAAAUUUGCAGGCAGCUUCAGACUGUCUUAAUGGUGGUAACUAAUCGCUCAGCUCUUUUAAAAGGUAGUAACUCCAGAGAAGCAGCCUGUAUAUAUUCCUAACACUUUGUUCACUUUCAUUUAUUAGAGUAAGUCCCAAGUAAAACAAUGGAAAUGUAUAUAGAACUAUUAGUUCUUACCUACUUGAUUUAAUGAUAUCAAGAUACAUGAAUUUAACUUGCUUUAAUGUAGGCAAACUUUUCAUUUUUGUCUAUUUUACUGUUAAAAUCCCUCUCCUGCAUAUUCUUUUCUUGACUCAAACGAAAUAUUAGCCUAUGGUCAAGAUGGGAGAGAGAAAUAACUGAGAUGAAUGUCUUUACUAAAAUACCAAUAAAUUUGUCAAACUCAA